UCUUGAUUAUGUUGGAGGAAUAACAUUAGAGAGAAAAAUGUGCGGUGGUGCCAUUAUCUCUGAUUUUAUAGAAAAAAGGCGAACUUGUAAGCUUAACAAUGAAUCUCUUUGGUCCCACAUCGACCCUUUCUCCGAUCUCCUCGGCCUCAAUUAUUCCUCUGUGAAAACUGAGAAGCCUAAGAAAAGAGACCGAUCUACGGCGGCGGAGGCGGUGGCGGUGGAGAAGACUCGAAAAGUUCGGAAGAAUUUAUACAGAGGAAUCCGGCAACGGCCGUGGGGAAAAUGGGCGGCGGAGAUUCGGGACCCACGAAAGGGAGUUCGAGUUUGGCUGGGCACUUUCAACACCGCCGAGGAAGCCGCCAGAGCCUACGAUGAAGCUGCCAAACGGAUCCGAGGAGUAAAGGCCAAGCUGAACUUUGCUCCGGCGCCGCCGUCGCCCACGGCUCAGCCUCAAACUCCGGUGAAAAAGCAGUGCGUCCUCCCCGAGUUGACUCCGGGUGGCUUCAACACAACCGAUUCGCCUCCGUGUACACGUGCGGAUAGUUCGUGUGACAGCGAGGAGCUGUACUACGGCGAGGAGUUGGCGAGUUUAAGAUCGUUCUUGGGGCUGGAUGGUGAGGAGCAACAACCGAGUCAACUCGGUGGAAAUGGGGAGUUUGAACGAGUUGAUUUGGAUCUUUGGAUGAUGGACGACAUGUCGUUGAAUGAGGAGAAAUUCAGUCAGCUGGUAUGAACGUAUGGUUAACUGUUUUGUUCGACAUGUCGUUUAUUGGUGUGUAAUAUUUUUAAAAUGUUUGAGAGCUUUGAAGUGUGUAGCCGUAGCCUUUGUAGAUAUUAUUAUGGAGAUUGAAUAAAUGCUUUGCGAUAUGAUGUGUUUUUGUGUAAUCCUUUUGGAACGACAUGUCGGUUCUUGUAUCAGAUCAAACUGAUCAUCUCUUUUGUUUUUAAUAUUCACCGCUUUGUAGUUUCAUUAUUA
Cucumis melo (muskmelon) is the source of this 976-nucleotide messenger RNA. Its product is annotated as ethylene-responsive transcription factor RAP2-3-like. The transcript has 2 exons. The record is from RefSeq and is a predicted model, not a curated record. Gene Ontology annotation, molecular function: DNA-binding transcription factor activity; DNA binding. Gene Ontology annotation, biological process: regulation of DNA-templated transcription; ethylene-activated signaling pathway. The coding region runs from base 38 to 733 and encodes 231 amino acids. Lineage: Eukaryota; Viridiplantae; Streptophyta; Magnoliopsida; Cucurbitales; Cucurbitaceae.